This is a messenger RNA of Linderina pennispora, 1510 nucleotides long. Its product is annotated as DNA primase large subunit. Gene Ontology annotation, biological process: DNA replication, synthesis of primer. The record is from RefSeq and is a predicted model, not a curated record. Gene Ontology annotation, cellular component: alpha DNA polymerase:primase complex. Lineage: Eukaryota; Fungi; Kickxellomycota; Kickxellomycetes; Kickxellales; Kickxellaceae. The transcript has a single exon. The coding region runs from base 26 to 1459 and encodes 477 amino acids.
CCCCUUUAUUUCAAAUUUCCAUAAAAUGUUCAGCCAGAAGGCAAUCAAGCGCGGAAUCAGCGGCGACACGCAGGCGACGCCCGAGGUCGUGCGGCACUCGCGGUACCCGCACCGGCUCUCCGUAUACAGCGACCCGCCGGAGCUGGAGGUCAGCAUUGAGGAGUUUGAGUCGUUCGCACUGGACCGCCUGCAGGUGCUGAAGGCGAUUGAAGACGCACAGAUCCGCAGCUCCAACGAGGCCGACCGCCAUACGCGCAUAUCCUCUGCGGUGGACGCGCACCUGCCCCUACACACAAACCGCUCAAAGCUCCCGCUGCGGCAGCUGAUGGCAGAGCGACGCAAGGACCAUGUGAGCCAUUUCAUCCUCCGCCUGGCCUUCAGCCGCACCGAGGACCUGCAGUCGUGGUUCCUGCGGCACGAGGGGCUUCUUCUGCAGCACCGGUUCCGCGACGCUGACGCGCAGGAGAAGCAGCAUGUGCUGGCCACCAUGCACCUGCCCCUGGUGUAUCUGGCGCCUGGCGAGGGCAUGGACGUGCGCGGCAGCUACUAUUCCAAGCAGGACGCGCUGUUUGAGGUUGACUUUGAGCACGUACUGGACUUGGUGCAGCGCAUGCAGGUUGUGGUGAACAAGGGUCGCGCGCUUGUGCCGCAGGCCGAGAUUGCCACGCUGCUGGUGCAUGAGUUCCGUCGCCAGCUGUCGCGGGCUUUGGCCGUCUGUGCCAAGGCUCUGCCACAGCUGGGCGAGGAUGAGCGUCUGGUGCCGGUUCUUCAGAGCCUGAGCCGCCAGUCGGUCCGCAGCGAAUACCAGCCCACAGGCGCUGCUGGCGAGGUGACUGCCGAUAGCGUCGAUUCCUUGGCUGUGCACUUCCCGCUCUGCAUGCGGCAUCUGCACACUAGCCUGCUGAAGGACCACCAUCUGCGGCAUGGCGGCCGCAUGCAGCUGGGGCUGUUCCUGAAGGGCAUUGGCCUGGGGUUGCCCGAGGCCCUGGUGUACUGGCGCCGCGCAUUCAGCAACCUGACCGACGACCAGUUCCAGAAAGGCUACGCGUACAACAUCCGCCACAACUACGGCCAGGAGGGCCGCCGCGUCAACUACACGCCAUACUCGUGUAAUCGCAUCAUCACCACCAACCCGCCCGGCCCUGGUGACCACCACGGCUGCCCCUUCCGCCAUUUCGCCUCCGACCGCCUCAACGCUGCAUUGCGCCAGGACGGCCUGGGCGAAGCCGAGGCUACCGAGGUCGUCGAGCUGGCCCGCAAUGGCCACUACCAGGUCGCCUGCACCAGGCAUAUGGAGAUCAACCUCAGGAAGCGCCGCACUGAGCCUGCCGAGGAGCUGCGAGUCGAUACUGUCGUCAGCCCGAACCAGUGGUUCGAUCUGAGCGUCGGCAAUGGCAAGCUGCCCGAGUCCUCGCGGUUCGCUGCCAGCGCAGCGCAGCCCCCAGGCAUGACGCAAUGAUUCCGGCGCCAAGCAAAUGUGCGUGAUCGUGUGUGCGAACGUAAAUAGAAA